This is a messenger RNA of Pleurotus ostreatus (oyster mushroom), 1839 nucleotides long. RefSeq lists its product as uncharacterized. The record is from RefSeq and is a predicted model, not a curated record. The transcript has 8 exons. NCBI's taxonomy places the organism in Eukaryota, Fungi, Basidiomycota, Agaricomycetes, Agaricales, Pleurotaceae. Bases 1 to 1839 code for a protein of 612 amino acids. Gene Ontology annotation, biological process: mRNA processing. Gene Ontology annotation, molecular function: mRNA binding. Gene Ontology annotation, cellular component: spliceosomal complex.
AUGCAACAACCCAAUCGGUUAGGACUUGGUCUGCGUCCACCUUUGCCGUCAUACGGUCAAGGGCCCUCAAUAUCGGCUCUCGCACAGCAGCAGCAAAUGCACUCUAUGCCGCCUCCAGCGCAGAGGGCCGCCACACUAUUUGUUGGCUCCAUAUCGGGAGGAAUAACUGAUUCUUACAUGAACCAACUUUUAUCAGCAUGUGGUUUGGUCAGGUCUUUCAAGCGCCUCAUCACCCCCGCGAAUAAGCCACAGGGUUUUGGCUUCGCUGAAUACGAAGAUCUAGACGCGGCGCUCAGGGCUAUGAACUUGUUGAAUGGUGUUGAGCUACCGGCUCUGGAGGACGGAUGCGCGAACAAAAAGCUUCUGGUGAAAGCGGAUGAGAAGACGAAACUAUUGCUCGACGCACAUCAAGCUCAGAAGAUCGUGACAGAUGCCGACGAAGCUUUGAACAAGCAAGCUCGAGCCAAAAUCGACGAGCUUGUUGCUGACAUCAACCGCGUUUCGCAAGAUGCUGCCAACAGCGGUCUACUUGACAAGGAAAAAUAUGUCAUCCCACCUCAUCUUCACGAUCUCCAAGAAUCUGAUCUUCCAGAAACGCAACGUGGUCUUGUCAUUUCUGAGAUUGCACAGUUUCGAGAACGAGCUGCGAAGCGUGAGCGGGAAAAACUACGGGACGUGCAGGCCAGCAUUCCCGCAAUCGUCGGAGCCCCCAGUGGUCCUAAGACGAGGGAGUGGGGAAAACCCCAAGGCCAAACUCCAGCAGCAUCUUCAGGAACGCCAAAAGGUCACGGUAAAGGCGCACAGGGCUAUAACAAACCUGUGGGAUUCGUACGAGAGGAAGCUGCUGGCAAUCAGGAGGACUCUCGGGCAUCGUCACAUGUGCAAAAGACUGACGAGGAGCUGGAGGCAGACAGGAAAGAGGCUAGGCGGAAAGACGAGGAAAUUUCAUUUAGAGAUCGUGAGCGGCGCUACGAACCCAGAGAAAGAAACCGUAUUCAGGCUAUAGAACGAAGUAUCGCUCGUGAGCGCGCCCAGAGGGAAGCAGAGGAGAAAGAUCGGAUAGAAAUGAGGGCACGGUUGGACAUCUGGGAUGACGACGAAAGUGAUGAACUUUUCUACGUUGACCGCGCGCGAUGGAGACAUCUCCGCGCCCGCCGACUAGAAACCGAGGAGGCGAAUGAUGCCAAGUCCCGCCUCAUCGAGGAAGAAGAAACAGAAUACCUGCGUAAAGAAUCAGAGAGCUUCUUAGCGAGACAAAUGGACGAGAUGAAUGCAUUGGCAGAGGAGCAACGCAAAGCAGGGCUUCUGCUUGAUGACGGUGCGCCCGUUCGAUUGAAUGUCUCCAUAGCCGCCGCCCCUGCAAAGGAGCUCUCCAGUAAGGACAAGGCAACGGUGUUUGGGCAAGAGGAAGAGGAGGAUGAUAUCAAGAAACGUAAGGUUCCUUUGGUUAAGCUCGACUUCAGCGCCGCAGAGAGCAGCGAAAAGACACAAGAAAGGCUGGAGAAGAUCAAACUCUCUGUGCCGCACGACAAAGAAACUCUAUUCAAAGCGAAGGUCCGCUGGGAUGGUUUAUCCGAUUCCAUCAUUGAUAGGAAGUUUGAACCCUUAAUCAAACGUCAAAUGAUGAAAUAUCUCGGUGAGAUGGAAGAAGAUGAUUUAAUCAUGUUCGCACUGGAGCACUUGAAAGACCAUAAGAGCCCACAGAAACUUGUCGAGGGCCUCGAAGCGGUCCUCGAGGAAGAGGCCGUUGAGUUCACCGUUAGCAUAUGGCGCCAAAUCAUCUUUGAAAGCAUGGCCUACGGCGAAGGUAUCCUCACGGAGAAGAUGAUGGUAGACUAG